Molecule: messenger RNA, 2553 nt
Organism: Penicillium odoratum
Lineage: Eukaryota; Fungi; Ascomycota; Eurotiomycetes; Eurotiales; Aspergillaceae
Exons: 6
Coding region: 1-2553 (850 amino acids)
Cellular component (GO): cell periphery; cell septum
Molecular function (GO): chitin synthase activity
Source: RefSeq, a predicted model, not a curated record
AUGGGUACUCCUGGCUCGGCAUCCCCCGCCCCUUCUCACGCGACCGAUUACUUUAAUUCACAUGCGAGGGAAUAUAGUGAGAGUACAGGUUCAUUGUCACUUGAUCAGAAAUUCGGCUACGAUGGGAGAGAUACACCCGGAACUCGGCAGUCAUUCUAUGGCGAAGGACGAGCAGGCACUCGACAGUCAUUUUAUGGCAAUGGAACCCCAGUACAGCGGCGAUCAUUUGCGCAAACAUUUGCGCAGGGACAGGGCAUUCGGCGCUAUCCGACGCGAAAAAUUAAACUCGUGCAAGGUUUCGUCUUGAGUGCUGAUUACCCUGUGCCAAGCGCAAUUCAAAAUGCGAUGCAAAAAGAAUAUCGAGACACCGAGGAAUUCGCCGAGGAGUUUUCUCAUAUGCGAUAUACCGCUGCAACAUGCGACCCUGACGAAUUCGUGAUGCGCAAUGGUUAUAACCUUCGCCCAACAAUGUAUAGUCGGCAUACCGAGUUGAUGAUUGGAAUCACUUGCAAAAGUGAGAACAAGGUUCUCACCGCACGGACCUUACAUGGCGUUAUGCAGAAUAUUCGGGAUAUUACCAGUCUCAGAAAGUCCAAAUUCUGGAAUAAGGGUGGGCCGGCUUGGCAGAAGAUUGUCUGUUGCCUGGUAUUCGAUGGAAUUGAUCCAUGUGACAAGAAUACUUUGGAUGUGUUGGCGACUAUUGGUGUUUACCAGGAGGGUGUCAUGAAGAAAUCCGUUGAUGGCAGAGAGACGGUGGCACAUAUCUUUGAAUAUACCACGCAACUUUCCGUCACACCGGAUCAGCAGCUUGUUCGACCAAAGGGUGAUGAGUCAACCAAUCUUCCGCCCGUACAGAUGAUCCUGUGCUUAAAACAACAGACCAGCAAUAAAAUCAACUCUCACCGAUGGCUCUUCAACGGUUUCUGUCGCAUGUUGAACCCAGAAGUGGUCGUGCUUCUGGACGCAGGUACAAAACCCGAAAGAAGAUCCCUGUUAAACCUAUGGCAAGCAUUCUACAACAACGAGAAUCUCGGUGGAUCCUGCGGCGAGACUCGUGCACUGCGGGAUAAGCGAUCCAUCAUCAAUCCCUUCAUCGCAGCCCAGACCUUCGACUAUAUGAAAUCCAACAUCCUCGACAAACCAUUGGAAAGUGUAUUUGGACACGUUUACCUUGGUGCAUUUUCGGCAUACCGCUACCGAGCCAUUAUGGGCCGCCCCUUGGAACAGUAUUUCAAUGGAGAUAUUGGCCUGUCGAAGAAGCUUGGUAAAAAGGGUAUAGAGGGAAUGAGCAUUUUUAAGAAGAACAUGUUCUUCGCUGGAGAUCGAAUCUUGUCCUUCGAGUUGGUUGCCAAGGCUGGAUCGAAAUGGCAUUUGUCGUUUGUCAAGGCUGCGAAGUGUGAAGCGGAAGUUCCUAGGGAUUUUACGGAUUUCAUCAAUCAGCGACGAAUUUGGCUGAAUGGUUCGUUUGCUGCGAAUCUUUACGCUUUCAUCCAUUUUGAUCGCAUUUUGAGGAGUCGGCAUAACAUACUUCGAUUGAUGCUUUUCUACCUGCAAGUGAUCUAUGAUUUCUCGAAUCUGAUAUUGACUUGGUUCUCACUCGCCUCAUUCUGGUUGAUCAGCACAGGCAUCUUGAACCUCGUGGGUACUCCUGGUACAUUCAAUAAUGAUUCCGCGUGGCCUUUUGGUAAUGAAGCCUCUCCGAUCGUACAUACAUUCUUCAAGUACGGCUACGGUGUGUUCCUGCUUCUUCAAUUCAUUUUAUCUCUCGGAAACCGACCGAAAGGCUCUCGCCUGUUGUACCUCCUCACUUUCAUGUACUUCGCUUUCAUCCAGCUAUACGUGACAGUUUUGGCAUUCUACGUCGUCGCCAACAACAUCAACGGCAAUUUCAACGUUGAUCUGGACGAAGAUGCCAUCAAGACUGAGACCUGGAAUGCCUCAGCUUCGAAUAUGGUUGUGAUCUCUAUCGUUUGUACCUAUGGUGUCCACAUCGUCACCAGUCUCCUCUACAUGGAUCCCUGGCACGUCCUUACAUCCUCCUGGGCUGCCUACGCCGGAACCAUAUGCUCCACCAACAUCAUGAUGGUAUACGCCUUCUGCAACUGGCAUGACGUCUCACUAGGCACACCAGUGAAAGACAAGGGUGACAAGCUUCCCGAAGCGCAGAUCACGAAAGAAGGAAAGUCCCGAGUCAUCGAAGAAGUGGAACGACCUCAAGUCGAUAUCGAUUCCGCGUUUGAGGUCACGGUCAAGCGAGCUCUUGCUCCCUUCGAGCCACCCGCAGACGAGGAGAGCAAGAGCAUGGAUGAUUCGUACAAGUUUUUCCGAACCAAUCUUGUGCUGUUAUGGGCGUUCAGUAACAUCAUCAUGGUUCUUGUGCUAAACAGCAAUGGAAUCGGUAGGUUUUGUUUAACGGAUUACCCCACAACACGUGUCUGGGGUUAUAUUAUGGCUGUUAUGUGGGCGACGGUUGGUCUGUCACUUUUCCGAUUUGUUGGAUCGCUUUGGUUCCUGGUGAAAUCUGGAGUCCUCGGUUGUUUCCAUAAGCGUUAG